AUGGCGAUGAUGACUGGCCGUGUGCUGCUGGUGUGUGCCCUCUGCGUGCUGUGGUGCGGUGCCGGUGGUAGAUGUGACGAGGAAAUGGAAGCUGCUGCCGGUGGUGCUGGAGGUGGGAUUGCUGGUAAAGGUGCGGUGGAGCCUGCUGGAACUUCAACGCCAGCAGCAGACAGCUCAAGUCUAACAAAAGGUUUGCCCAGGGUUAAUCAAUCAAAAGAAACCCGUGGAGUAAAACCUUUGGAAGUAAAAGAAGUUAAUGCUGAUCAACAGGAUGUUGUUCCUGGAGUGGAGGAUGAAGAUGGAAUCCCUUCAGAGCAAUUAGAAGAAACUGUGAACGCUGGUCCAGGAAAAGAAAAUACAAAGACGCAAUUAAAAAACGUAGGACAAGAAGUACGGCAACCGCCAGAAGCGCAAUUCAAUUUACCACAGCAACCGCAGCCACAAACUCCUGCUUCAGAAAAGGGUGAAGGUGCUGGCGAGAACAAUAAGGGUGGAGCAGGUCAGCCCUCAUUGGGAGUACAAGAUAUUGGAAACGAGGAUUCAAAGGCCCUCGGGAAAGGAGACUUAUUAAAGAGUCCAGGUAAAGAAUCAGAAAGCAGUGAACAGGUCCAAACGACAGUGCAAAAGACAGUACCGCCGGAGCACAAAACCCAAAAUGAAGUGUUAACUUCGGAACAAAAGACGAAUGAAAGCCAAAGCACGGAUACAUCCAACAACCUACCCGAAACACAAAAGGAAAAUAAAGAAUACCCUGCCUCUACGAAAGGUACGGCGCAGAGUACAUCAAUUGGCAGUCAAGAACAAGAAGCUGAGCCAUCUACAAGCGAAGAGCCUUCCCCUUUUGAGGAGCAACAAUUCACAGGGACGAACACAACUGAGGAUGCUCGAACUCCGGAUGCUGCAGCGACAGAAAAAAGCCAAAGUGUAAAUAAAGAAACGGCUGGCGAAAGUGACGGCAGCACCGCGGUCUCCCACACCACCUCCCCUCUUCUGCUUCUUCUUUUUGUUGCGUGUGCUGCUGCGGUGGUGGCCGCGUGA
Molecule: messenger RNA, 1038 nt
Organism: Trypanosoma cruzi
Lineage: Eukaryota; Euglenozoa; Kinetoplastea; Trypanosomatida; Trypanosomatidae
Product: mucin-associated surface protein (MASP), putative
Exons: 1
Coding region: 1-1038 (345 amino acids)
Source: RefSeq, a predicted model, not a curated record